AGUCCGUGCUCGUCGCCGCCGCCCUACACGCCACCGCCACCAUGACGCACCAACACCCCGCGCUGACGGCCGAGCAGAAGAAGGAGCUGUCGGACAUCGCGCUGCGGAUCGUGGCCCCGGGGAAGGGCAUCCUGGCAGCCGAUGAGUCCGUAGGGAGUAUGGCCAAGCGCCUCAACCAGAUUGGGGUGGAAAACACGGAGGAGAACCGCCGGCUGUACCGCCAGAUCCUCUUCAGCGCCGACAGCCGGGUGAAGAAAUGCAUCGGGGGCGUCAUCUUCUUCCACGAGACCAUGUACCAGAAGGCUGAUGACGGCACCCCCUUCGUCCAGAUGAUCAAGGACAAGGGCAUCGUUGUGGGCAUCAAGGUGGACAAGGGUGUUGUGCCUCUAGCCGGGACCGAUGGCGAGACCACCACGCAGGGUCUGGAUGGACUGUGGGAGCGCUGUGCCCAGUACAAGAAGGACGGGGCAGACUUUGCGAAGUGGCGCUGCGUGCUGAAGAUCAGCGAGCACACUCCCUCUGCGCUUGCCAUCAUGGAGAACGCCAACGUCCUGGCCCGCUACGCCAGCAUCUGCCAGCAGAAUGGCAUCGUGCCCAUCGUGGAGCCGGAGAUCCUGCCUGAUGGUGACCACGAUCUCAAGAGGUGCCAGUAUGUGACAGAGAAGGUGCUGGCAGCUGUCUACAAGGCACUGAGUGACCACCAUGUCUACCUGGAGGGGACCCUGCUGAAGCCCAACAUGGUGACCCCUGGGCACUCCUGCCCCACCAAGUACAGCCCAGAGGAGAUUGCCAUGGCCACUGUCACCGCUCUGCGCCGCACCGUGCCCCCAGCCGUGCCAGGUGUCACCUUCCUGUCUGGUGGUCAGAGUGAGGAGGAGGCUUCCAUCAACCUCAACGCCAUCAACACGUGCCCGCUGGUGCGGCCAUGGGCCCUCACCUUCUCCUACGGGCGGGCGCUGCAGGCGUCGGCGCUCAGUGCCUGGCGCGGGCAGAGGGACAACGCCGAAGCUGCCACCGAGGAGUUUGUCAAGCGUGCAGAGGUGAACGGGCUGGCAGCGCUGGGCAAGUACGAGGGCAGCGGGGACGACUCGGGGGCCGCCGGGCAGUCCCUCUACGUGGCCAACCACGCAUACUGAGCCCCGGCCGGGCAGCCCACCGGCCCCGAC
Ficedula albicollis (Collared flycatcher) is the source of this 1166-nucleotide messenger RNA. RefSeq names its product aldolase, fructose-bisphosphate C (gene ALDOC). NCBI's taxonomy places the organism in Eukaryota, Metazoa, Chordata, Aves, Passeriformes, Muscicapidae. The record is from RefSeq and is a predicted model, not a curated record. The transcript has 9 exons. Gene Ontology annotation, molecular function: fructose-bisphosphate aldolase activity. Gene Ontology annotation, cellular component: cytosol. The coding region runs from base 42 to 1136 and encodes 364 amino acids. Gene Ontology annotation, biological process: fructose 1,6-bisphosphate metabolic process; glycolytic process.